Molecule: messenger RNA, 1522 nt
Organism: Apaloderma vittatum (bar-tailed trogon)
Lineage: Eukaryota; Metazoa; Chordata; Aves; Trogoniformes; Trogonidae
Product: lens epithelium-derived growth factor
Exons: 13
Biological process (GO): regulation of transcription by RNA polymerase II
Cellular component (GO): nucleus
Molecular function (GO): double-stranded DNA binding; transcription coregulator activity
Source: RefSeq, a predicted model, not a curated record
GUGGAUGAAGUUCCUGAUGGAGCAGUAAAACCUCCUACAAAUAAAAUGCCUAUUUUCUUUUUUGGCACGCAUGAGACGGCAUUUUUGGGACCAAAGGACAUAUUCCCUUACUCUGAAAAUAAAGACAAAUAUGGCAAACCAAAUAAAAGAAAGGGUUUUAAUGAGGGAUUGUGGGAAAUAGACAACAAUCCCAAAGUGAAGUUCUCUCAUCAGCAGUCCCAUCCAGCUGUUAACACUGCUAUCAAAGAAACUGUUCAAGAAAGCAGCCAGGAGCCUGCUGAGGGGAGCGAAGAAAAAGCAGGAGCCAAGAGAAGAAAGUCUUCUGUCCCUAAAUUAUCCCCUAAAGGGGAUAAUAACUUGCCUACAGAAGCUGAGACAGAAGAAAAGGAGAUGGAUAUUUCAAAGGAAGAUGAUCUACCUUCUGAAAAAAGCAAUAAGGAAGAUGUGGUGAAAAAAAAUGAUGCUUCUAUUCCUAAAGUUGCUAGAAGAGGAAGAAAAAGAAAGGCUGAAAAACAAGCUGAAGCUGAGGAAGCAUCAGCAGUGGCAACAGCAGCUGUGGCUGCAGCUGUGGCAGCAGCUGUGGCAGCAGCAGCUCCUUUGCCAGUGUCUCCAAAAGUAAGCCCCAAAAGAGGAAGACCAGCAGCUUCUGAAAUAAAGGUUCCAAAACCAAGAGGGAGACCCAAGUUGGUGAAACCACCGUGUCUUUCAGAGGGUGACUUUGUUAAUGAGGAAGAGAAGGCAAAGAAAAAAGGACCAGAGGAAAAGCCCAAAAAGCAAAUGAAGAAAGAUGAGGAAGGUCAGAAGGAAGAUGAGAAAUCAAAGAAGGAAUUUGAUAAAAAGGAAGGAAAGAAAGAGGCUGAAUCAAAAAGGAAAAAUGCUGCAAAAGUGGGUUCUGGAUCAGCUUCUGAUUCUGAAGAUGAUGGAGAAGAACAAGAAGGUGACAAGAAGAAGAAAGGAGGAAGAAGUUUUCAGACUCCUAGAAGAAACAUCGUAAGAGGUCAGCAUGAGAGGGAAGUUACGGAAAGAAAGCGUAAGCAAGAGGAACAGGCAGAAUCUGAAUCGCAGAGUAAAGACGAAGGCAAGAAGACAGAAGUUAAGAGGAUGGAGAAGAAGAGAGAAACGUCAAUGGAUUCUAGGCUUCAAAGGAUACAUGCAGAAAUUAAGAACUCCCUGAAAAUUGAUAAUCUUGACGUGAACAGGUGUAUUGAGGCUCUUGAUGAGCUUGCAUCCCUUCAACUCACAAUGCAGCAAGCUCAGAAACAUACAGAGAUGAUUCUGACUCUAAAGAAGAUACGGAAAUUCAAAGUUAGUCAAGUUAUCAUGGAGAAGUCUACGAUGUUGUAUAACAAGUUCAAGACCAUGUUUCUAGUUGGGGAAGGGGAUUCUGUUCUUUCGCAAGUACUAAAUAAAUCACUUGCUGAGCAGAAGCAGCAUGAGGAAGCCAACAAAACCAAAGAACAGUGGAAGAAAGGAGCAAACAAAAAAAUGGAAAAGGAAAAGGACCAAACAGGUGAGUGUCACU